Messenger RNA from Chara braunii, 1935 nucleotides. NCBI's taxonomy places the organism in Eukaryota, Viridiplantae, Streptophyta, Charophyceae, Charales, Characeae. The record is from the annotation of a GenBank genome assembly.
GAACAGGCCUUCGUCACCAGCCAAUAAGGCAUUGGCGCUGUGCUUGCACAACAGGAGGGGCCAAAGUUGAGGCUUAGAGUACAUGUCCAAGAAAAUGCCGUCUCAGAAGUUGGCUAAGUCCACUUAUGAGAAAGAACUCUAUGCGGUUUACAAGGCUUUGACCCAUUGGAGGCACUAUCUCCUUGGGAGGUUCUUCAUCCUCAGGACUGAUCAUCAGACCCUGAGAUGGAUGAGAACUCAGCCGGUACUCUCUGACGCUCUCAAGCGUUGGAUCGAAGUCAUUGAGCAGUAUGACUUUGACCCUCAGUAUCUGAAAGGGGAGUACAACAAGGUUGUUGAUGCCUUGUCGAGUAGACCUGAUUUCUUAGGUGCGGUGAUUACURAGUUCGAUGUGACGGACAAUGUUACUCAGUCCUUGGUGGAAGCCUAUCRCGAGGAMCACUUCAUGUCUGAGAUCAUACGCAGACUGCAGGCGAAGGACAAGAAGACCUCUGCCGAGUUUGAAUUGGUCAAUGGCUUGCUGUUCCUUGAGAAGGCAGGGAAGAAACGAUUGUGUGUCCCUAGUAGCGAGUCUUUGCGUAGUUUAUUUUUAGGUGAGUGUCAUGAUGCCACCGGCCAUUUUGGGUACAAGAAGACCGCAACUAAUCUGCUGCAGCGGUUCUGGUGGCCCAYGAUGAUGCGAGAUGCCCAGCUGUACGUGGAAACUUGUCAAGUCUGUCAGAGAGAYWAGCCACAUACGCAGGCUCCUCUUGGGCUACUGAAGCCCCUUCCGAUUCCGGAACGACCUGGUGAGAGUGUGUCCAUGGACUUCAUGGAUACUCUGAUCACCAGCAAGAGUGGGAUGCGACACAUCUUCRUCAUCGUGGAUAGAUUUAGUAAGUAUGCUAGGUUAGUAGCAAUGCCGGAAAUAGCAAGGAUGGAGUAUGUGAUCAGAAUGUUCAAGGAGAACUGGGUUAGGGACUUUGGGUUACCGAAGUCUAUUAUUAGUGACAGGGAUGUCCGAUUUACCAACGAACUGUGGAAGGCCGCUGCUGCAAAGCAGGGAACCCAGUUGCAAAUGACUUCUGGGAAUCACCCAGAGGCCAACGGCCAGGCCGAGCAACUGAACAGCGUUGUACAACACCUGUUGAGGCAUUACAUCAAGCCCAACCAGGUGGACUGGGAUGAGAAGCUUGCACUCAUCGCCAGUCUGGAUAACAAUGCGGUACACAGUGCCACCGGGGUGAGCCCGAACAGUUUGCUACUGACUUUCAAGCCUAGACUACCCUUAGAUUUUCUCCUUCCUGAGAAUCAGUCGAUURCUGCACCAGGUACGUUAGAGUUUGCUUACCGAUAUGAACAGAAGAUGCAGCAGGCUGUAGAACAGAUGCAAAAGGCACAAGCGGCUAUGAUAGAAUCUGCGAACAAACAUCGCCGUGAGUCUUCAUUCCAAGUUGGGGACAGAGUCAGGGUUAAGUCCUCAAAAGUGGGACAGGAGCACGGGAUCUCCCACAAGCUCAUGCCACAGUACUUUGGACCUUCGGAAGUUUUAGACAUCGUUGGGACAGAUCCGGAUGGGCCAUCUUAUGUUAUCCGGAUCCCUGGUCAUCUUCGAACUUACCCUGUCUUUCACGCCUCCAAGCUUGCACCUUUCAAGGAAACAGAUGAGUUUCCUUCUCGUCGCUCAAUGCUGCCCCCAACCAUGGAUGGAGAAGUGGACAUCGAUGACAUCGUGGAUCAUAGGAGCUGCCAGCUCAGAGACCUGCAGGAAGGGGACGUCCUCCAAAACCGAAGCUGCAGUACCACAUUCGGUUCAGACAUCAUACUGAUCCCAAGGAGGACCGUUGGUUCACGAGGGAAGAACUCAUGCAGACCGCUCCUCAAGUUGUAGCCCAUUAUGAGAAAUCUCUGAAGAAGGGAAAGCGCCCCAUGAUUGAAGACUGAGCUUCUCAGAGG